Messenger RNA from Xenia sp. Carnegie-2017, 1626 nucleotides. RefSeq names its product cytoplasmic dynein 2 light intermediate chain 1-like. NCBI's taxonomy places the organism in Eukaryota, Metazoa, Cnidaria, Anthozoa, Malacalcyonacea, Xeniidae. Gene Ontology annotation, molecular function: dynein heavy chain binding. The transcript has 17 exons. Gene Ontology annotation, cellular component: cytoplasmic dynein complex; ciliary basal body; axoneme. The coding region runs from base 151 to 1245 and encodes 364 amino acids. The record is from RefSeq and is a predicted model, not a curated record. Gene Ontology annotation, biological process: intraciliary retrograde transport; intraciliary transport involved in cilium assembly.
UUCUGUUUACAAAUUGUGUAUUGUUUCUAACAGUAACCAAUUUUCAGUUGUACAGCUUUUCUUGAUGUUUACAAGAAAAAACUGAAUCGUUUUCAUGCACAAUAGCAAUUAUUUUGUUUAUUUUUUAUCGUUUUAUGUCUAUCCUUUUUGAUGUCUACAGAAAGGAAAGAAAAAUCUCUGUGGGACAUUGCUGUUAAUAAAAGACAAGAGAUUGAAAUAAAAAAUAAUGGGGAAAGUAUUGAAGGGAAAAAUAAUCAUUUCUCUGAAGAACUAAGUAUUUUGAUCUUGGGCAGUAAAGGAUCAGGGAAAUCGACCAUUGUUCUAAGAUUUUUAGACAAAGAUGAGAAUCCCAAACCAACCGUUGCACUUGAUUAUACCUUUGGAAGGAGAGCUAAAAGUCAUAACAUGCAAAGAGAUAUUGGUCAUAUUUGGGAGCUUGGCGGCGGGACAUUUCUCUCAAAUCUAAUUGAAGUACCACUAAAGGAAGAAACAAUUUGCACGUCGUCUGUCCUUAUUGUUGUUGAUUUAUCGAAACCUAACGAACUUUGGCUGACAUUAGAAGUUCUUUUGAAAUCAACCAGAUCUGCUAUUGAUAAAUUGCUUUCUGAAAUAAAAAAUAAAAAUCCCAGUUUAGCAAAUGAAAUCCAAGAAAAAGCCUGGAAACGAUUUGGGGAUAAUCAUGUUGACAAAUCGUUUUUAGAUCCUUUUCCAAUACCCCUUGGCAUUGUUGGCACAAAAUACGAUAUUUUUCAGGAUUUUGAUCCUGAAAAAAGAAAGAUGAUUAGUCGAACGCUUCGUUUCAUUGCGCACUCUAACGGUGCUCAUCUUCAGUAUUUCAGUUCAAAAGCUGAAGGUUUGAUUACACGAACUCGGGCGUUGUUCGGAGGUUUACUAUUUCGUACUCAAACAAGCAAAGCUAUAUCGAUCGACCAUAAUAAGCCUAUAAUCGUACCUGCUGGUCAAGACAAUUUUGCACAAAUCGGUCCCCCACCUAUCACUAAUGAGGAAUUGAGCAAGUUAACUGGAAAGCGUCCAUAUGACUUGUGGAAGGCAGCAUUUGCUACAGUUUUCCCAGAGGAAAAUUAUAAAGACAAAUUAAAGAAUGACGAUAUUACCCACAAUGCACAGUAUGCUGAAUUAGCAGUCGACGCCGUUCGUGCUCAAAAGGAUGAGGAUAUGGAACGUUUAAAGAGGCAAGAAGAAAAAAAGAACAAAACGUUUCUUCGCGGUGGAAAACGUGCAUAAUAUAUGAAAACAUGUUAUAUAACUUGCAAUUAUUUUAUAAGUAAAUCAAAGUACAAUAUAAUAAUAGAUUGUUAUUGCAUAGAACAAUAUUAAUGUGGUUGUUUUUAGUUUUUGAUUGCUAAAUAUUGAGAUGUGCAAAAGCAUUGUCUAGUUUCUAUCAAUAAAGAAAAUAUUUAUGACUAUUAAGUGAACACAUGUCACUAAUUGUUUUGUAUAAAGUGCCUGGAUGGUGCAUUAUAUUUGCGCAUCUCAAUAUUUAUAAGUUUUAUUUAGUUAAUAACUGGCAAGAAAUGCUUGCAAUGACGUUGUUCAUCAUCAAUUGUUAAUAAUAUAAACGUGUUCAGUUUUAUUUGGUAUAAAAAAAAUGGUUUAACUUCUAAA